This is a messenger RNA of Daphnia magna, 1786 nucleotides long. RefSeq names its product early nodulin-75. The record is from RefSeq and is a predicted model, not a curated record. NCBI's taxonomy places the organism in Eukaryota, Metazoa, Arthropoda, Branchiopoda, Diplostraca, Daphniidae. The transcript is spliced from 3 exons. Bases 139 to 1515 code for a protein of 458 amino acids. Gene Ontology annotation, cellular component: extracellular matrix.
CCUGCGGGGACUAUCUGGAGAACAUAUAAGGCUCCAUGUUCCUCCUGUUUUUCGUUCCAUUCCUGCCGCGUUCUUUCAAUAUAGUUACAGUGUUGUAGGUGGUAGCGGAUUUGUACCAUCACAAACUCAUUUAGAAAAAUGAAGGUGUUUUGCAUAUUGGUCGUCAUCGUAGUGGUGAGUGAAGUAGCUGCUAGAAGAGCUGCAACGAGACAAGCGUCACCUGACGAAUACCAGCCUGAAUCAAAGGCUUACGGAAUGCCUUACAAUUUUGGCUAUUCGGUUUACCAUCCUCCAUCUUACAAUGACUACGGUCAUCAAGAGACGAGCGAUGGUAAACGAGUUGAUGGCGAGUAUCGCGUCGCACUUCCCGACGGCCGCACGCAAAUCGUGACUUAUUAUGUCGAAGGUAACAGUGGUUUCCAAGCCAAGGUCCGUUACGAACCUACCGUAAAUGGGCCACCAGCCACACCCUAUGAAGGGCCCGAAUCUCAUCACGAAGUCAGACGGCCGGUUUACGAACCCGUACAUGAACCGAGAAGACCGCAUUACCCUCCACCUUACGAGCCACGAAGACCUCUUUAUCCUCCACCCCAAGAAUCUCUUUACCGUCCAAAAGAGCCUGAGUAUCCACCUGCACAUUUACAUAAGAAGCCCUUUUACGUAGAAACGCCAACGGAAUCGAGUGAAGCUCCUGUUGAUGAAGAAGAACCUUCCAUUUCCACCGUUUCUCCACCGGUGAUCGAUGAACCAAAAUCCGAACCGGAACCAAUUAGCGAAGGUCGUCGGCCUCACGAUGGCUAUUCUGAAAACCCUUCUACUAAACCUUAUGUCAGACGUCCGAACGAUUAUCCGCCCAGACCCAACCCAUAUCCACAGGGCUACGUUCCUUACGCUCAACGUGAACACCCGCAACCUCACGAUGGCUAUUCUCCCAAGUUGUACAAACAAUUUCAAGGAGACUACGGUAGGAGAGUCCAGCCUCAUGACGGCUAUUCUCCUAAACCUAACAACGAGCGUAAGGAAGAAUACACGCCUAAUCUACCUCACGAUGGCUACUCUCCCAAGCUGUACAACGAGCCGAAAGAAGCCUAUCCUACUAAUCCUUACAAACCUCUUCCGCCCAGGAUUGCUGAAGAUCAUCCUCCUCGUCGUUUACCUCACAGCGGUUACACGAAGUCAAAUGACGUUAGUGAUUUGGAGAGGCAGCCAACGAGACCGUCCCAUCCGCGUUACCACGAUGGUUACAGCGAACGACAUCCUCACCGAGAGUUGAAGCAAAGUGUUGAAGUGGGAGAAAGAAAACCUCAUACGGGUUAUCCCGACAAUAGCGUGACUGAAGCCGGUCGUACUACCAGCCAGAAACGAAGACGUAGCCCAUCAUCCAGGAAAGUACGUCAACGUUACGUACAAACCAAUUUGCGUAGAGUCAAAGAUGUUAGAGAUAGGCAACCAAGUCAGCGUCGAUUGGUCCGAAUGGCAGUACAACCAUAUCACGCUGCGAUGACAAGACAGUAAUAAAGAGUUUUGUUUUUCCAGUUCCAGUUACACCAGACGGAGGUGCAGGACACCGACACUGGUCUUUUUUUUUUCGUUUUCUAAAUAUUCCAUUGAAGUUUCAACAUUUUUCUACAGUUCCAGUUUACUUUCGUGUUACGAUUUAUCCUGUUGACAUUAUAUUAUAGUAACUGUGUUAAAGCACUAUUGUUUCUUAGCAAUGUUUUAUUUUGGUUGAAUGAAUUUUCUAAAUGCACGUGCACCUCUCAAUCAAUACAUUUUUCACUGCAAA